This is a messenger RNA of Malurus melanocephalus (red-backed fairy wren), 1363 nucleotides long. Its product is annotated as SH3 domain-containing kinase-binding protein 1-like. The annotation marks the transcript as partial. The record is from RefSeq and is a predicted model, not a curated record. Gene Ontology annotation, molecular function: protein binding. The transcript has 11 exons. NCBI's taxonomy places the organism in Eukaryota, Metazoa, Chordata, Aves, Passeriformes, Maluridae.
GUCAUCAAAUCUGGGAUUCCACUCCGGGUUAAACUUCAUCUGUUGGAAAAGAAUAUGGAGCAGUGCUGUGUUUGCUUUAGCAGAGUCAUAUCCUACCUCAGUGCGCUCUUUUUUGAGAAUAAAAGCUAUCUUUGUCUUACAAAAGGGUGUUUUAAUUGCAGUUUUAGUGCAGGUUUCAGCUCUCUUAGUGGGUUGUGAGAUACUGAAAAUCUGUGAGUGCUACAAAAUAGUAAAACAAGGAGAAAGAAGCAGAAGAAGGAGAUGUCAGGUGGCUUUCAGUUAUAUGCCUCAAAAUGAAGAUGAAUUGGAAUUAAAAGUUGGUGACAUCAUUGAAGUUGUGGGAGAGGUGGAAGAGGGCUGGUGGGAAGGAAUACUUAAUGGAAAAACUGGAAUGUUCCCUUCCAACUUCAUAAAGGAACUGUCUGAUUGUGAUGAGGUUGGAAUAGCACAGGAAGAGCAAAUAAAGUCAAGCCUGAAGGAUGCCACGGGYUCUGAGAGUGAUGGUGGUGACUCUUGCAGCACAAAAUCAGAAGGAGCCAAUGGAGGCACGACAAUCCAACCCAAAAAAGUCAAAGGUGUUGGUUUUGGRGAUAUCUUCAAAGACAAACCCAUAAAGCUACGACCAAGGUCCAUAGAAGUUGAAAAUGAUUUUCUGCCAGUAGAUAAGAGUGUUGGGAAGAAAUUACCUCCAGCCACAGCAACUCAGGAGCCAACAAAAAUAGAAGUGGACAGCAGAACAAAAAACAAGGAGUACUGCAAAGUGAUAUUUCCCUACGAAGCACAGAACGACGAUGAGCUCACAAUCCGGGAAGGUGAUGUUGUCACACUUAUCAGUAAGGAUUGCAUUGAUGUGGGUUGGUGGGAAGGAGAACUCAAUGGCAGACGAGGUGUGUUUCCAGAUAACUUUGUCAAGCUGCUUCCUUCAGAUUUUGAAAAAGAGAGACCGAAGAAACCACCACCUCCAUCAGCUCCUGUSAUCAAACAAGGAUCAGGGACCACAGAUCGAAAGCAUGAAAUCAAAAAGAUUCCACCUGAAAGGCCAGAAUGUCUUCCUAAUCGAACAGAAGARAAAGAAAGAUCAGAGCAAAAACAGUUAGAUUUGCAGAAGCCUUCAGUUCCUGCCAUACCUCCGAAAAAGCCUCGGCCACCCAAAGCCAACGCUGUGAGCAGACCUGGGACUUUGCCCCCCAGACGACCAGAAAGACCAGUUGUGCCUGUGACCCAUUCAAGGAGUGAUAGUCCAAAAGUGGAAUUAGUGGGCAGUGCAGGAUCCAGCACUCUUGAGAAAGACUCCUCUGAAAGAAGCAAUGACAUCGGUAAGUUCUGCUGCUUUCUACACUUUGCCUAAGAAAUUUAUGCUGUA